GGAAGCGGUCCCUCAGGUGUGCGCGGCGAGCGCGGGGCGAGGGCGCGCGGACACGUGGCCUGCGGCGUGCACGUUGCGGACGAGCGUGCGGCGCGCACGUGCCCACGAGCGUGCUUGCGGAGCGGCGCGAUGCUCCUUCAAUCCUGCCGCGAGUCGCACCGGGAGCGGUCGUGUCCACGGUUCCCAGGCGCAGCCACGAUUGAGUGCGUACGGGCGGACAGGAGCGGCGCGUGCUCGCGAUGCUGGCCCGCGCGCCGCCUGGACCGGCACGGCUACAUCGACAUGGGCACGGACUCGGGCGCGCUGCUGCCGCCCGCCGACGCCGGCUGGUGCCCGCCGCCGCCCGCCGCCGACCGCGGGUGCUUCCUGCAGCCGCCGCCGCCGGCCUCCACGCUCACGCCGCUCACGGCGCCGCCGCACCGCCGCUCCGCGCCGCAGAUGCUGCUGCCAGGCAAGUCCGUCAACAGUAAGGAUGCGCUCGAAGACAAGAAGGAAGACAACGAGCUCUGGGAGGCGCAAGCUGCCUUCCUGGGCCCCAACCUAUGGGACAAGACGUUGCCCUACGACCCCGAUCUCAAGGUACACGAAUACGUGGACCUAGACGAGUUCCUGUCGGAGAAUGGCAUGCCGGGCGAGGGGCUGGGCGGCGCGCACCUGGGCGGCGGCGGCUUCGGCGCGGGCGCGGGGCUGGCGCUGGGGCUGCCGGCGCCCGUCACCAAGCGCGAGCGCUCGCCCUCGCCCUCCGACUGCAUGAGCCCCGACACCAUCAACCCGCCGCUGUCGCCUGCCGACUCCACAUUCUCCAUGGCAUCGUCAGGCCGCGACUUCGACCCCCGGACGCGCGCCUUCUCCGACGAGGAGCUGAAGCCGCAGCCCAUGAUCAAGAAGUCCCGGAAACAGUUCGUGCCCGACGACCUGAAGGAUGACAAGUACUGGGCGCGCCGGCGGAAGAACAACAUGGCCGCCAAGCGCUCCCGCGACGCGCGCCGCAUGAAGGAGAACCAGAUCGCGCUGCGGGCUGGCUAUCUCGAGAAGGAGGUCAGUAAUGGUCAUCUUUUCACACGGCUUCCAAGUAUUAACUACCCACAUGUGUGAGUCGGACUCGCGUACGUAGGGUAUCUAUACAACAUUAGACAAAUCGAGUAAUAGUAAUAGGCCCGCGUUUUUACUCUUUGG
Messenger RNA from Ostrinia furnacalis (Asian corn borer), 1176 nucleotides. It is a transcript of the gene Pdp1, whose product is annotated as PAR bZIP family member Pdp1. Gene Ontology annotation, biological process: regulation of transcription by RNA polymerase II. Gene Ontology annotation, cellular component: nucleus. Gene Ontology annotation, molecular function: RNA polymerase II cis-regulatory region sequence-specific DNA binding; DNA-binding transcription factor activity, RNA polymerase II-specific. The record is from RefSeq and is a predicted model, not a curated record. Lineage: Eukaryota; Metazoa; Arthropoda; Insecta; Lepidoptera; Crambidae. The transcript is spliced from 5 exons. Bases 130 to 1095 code for a protein of 321 amino acids.